Messenger RNA from Lodderomyces jiufengensis, 696 nucleotides. RefSeq lists its product as uncharacterized. The transcript has a single exon. The record is from RefSeq and is a predicted model, not a curated record. NCBI's taxonomy places the organism in Eukaryota, Fungi, Ascomycota, Pichiomycetes, Serinales, Debaryomycetaceae. Bases 1 to 696 code for a protein of 231 amino acids.
AUGUCAGUUGUAACUUUAUCAUCAAAUUUAUUGUUAAAUAUAUCAGAUAUAUUAGCAAGAGGUAUUAAAAUUGAAUAUGGAGUUUUAUUAGGUUAUAAAGAUGGUGAAAAUUUUAAUAUUGUCACUUCAUUUGAAUUAAAUAUAGAUCAUUUAUAUACAAGAUUUAAUCAAUUACAAUUAGUUUAUCCUCAAUGUUUAAUUUUAGGAAUUUAUCAUAUAAUAGAUAAUGAAUUAACAUCGUCAACUAUUGCAAAAUUGCAACAACUUAAUGAAUUAUGUCAAACUUAUGAAUUACCAAUAUCACAAUCACAAAUAUAUAUAAUUUACACCAAAAACAACAACAACGAAACUCCAUUUCAAGUAUAUUCAGCAAAUUCCAAUGACCACCCGAAAAUCAAAAUAGCAUCAAGUGAAACUGAAAAUAUCGUAGCAUCAACUAUUGAUAAACAUAAAAAUUACAAUUCAGCGAAAAUUGAACAAAAAAUUAAUACUGGAAAUCAUUUACAAGAAAUAAAUCAACUUAUUAAAACUUCAAAUUCAAAUUCAAAUUCACAAUUAACAUCUGCUCAAUUACAAGCUAUUGAUAAAGCCAAAUUUUUAAACCUUCAAACUAUUCAAUUAUCUUUAUUGACUGAACAAAGAGCUUUAUUAGAUAAAAUUAAUCAUCAAUUUGUUAAACAAUGGAGAUUAAGUUGA